Helicoverpa armigera (cotton bollworm) is the source of this 939-nucleotide messenger RNA. RefSeq lists its product as uncharacterized. The record is from RefSeq and is a predicted model, not a curated record. The transcript is spliced from 4 exons. The coding region runs from base 125 to 784 and encodes 219 amino acids. NCBI's taxonomy places the organism in Eukaryota, Metazoa, Arthropoda, Insecta, Lepidoptera, Noctuidae.
AUCCGAUUUGACUUGACCAUCGAGGAUUUGACAUGUUUCAUAUUUUAGUGUAAAUCAUCGAUAUAUAUGUGUAAAUUGCUUUUUAGGUAGGUACGUCGCAUUUAAAAUAUUAUAACCAGGUAUAAUGGAAGCUACACAGAAAAUGGAGAAAGUCAUGUCCAAUUACGAUGUGUCGUUACUGGUUGGCCUGAUAGAGAGAAACCCUAUAAUUAGAAGCAAAGAAACUAACGCCACCACGAACCGAACUAAAGACGAUGCUUGGACAUCUCUGGCGCACGAAUUCAAUGCCAGAUCUAAGUCAGUUACUUUGACCAAAGAACAGUUGCAAUUAAAAUGGGACGAUUUAAAAAAAUGGGCCGGUAAAAGACCGCCUCGAAUACAGUUGAAUAAUUUAAAGACUGCUGGUGGUGGUGGUAAACCAGGCUUCAAUACGUCUAAUGAGCUCUUGGAUAACGUGACCGGUCCAUUGCGGCCUUCACGCACAAGAUUUGUUGCCCCAUUCGUGGGUGAAGGUAGCGCCGAUGGACAGCUUAUUGUGGGUGAUUUGGGUGAAACUGGUAAUGGCUUAGAAGACAACAUUACCCCGGAAGAGACCUCCUGUCAUAUUGCAAAAGACCAUCAAGUAACUGAAUCACCAAUCAAAGGUGCAAAGCUAGCACGUGAGGCUGUGGCAGAUUCUAUUAUAACCCGUAACUUGGCAGAAGCAAGUUAUUACGAUAGAAAAAAGGAAAAGAUCAAUUUAGAAAUAAAACUUCUCGAAUUACGACUGUCCCAAGGAGAAUAAACUGAAGAUAUUGAUAUAAAGCUUGUUUAAUAGGUAGGUACUUACAUUAGCUAGUAGAUAGACAUGCGAAUGUAUUACUUUUACAUUUUUGUAGAGCGUUACAUUAAGUUAUUAGGCUAGCAAUAAACCAAUAAAAUUACUUGUUUAUUAUAUAA